AUGUCGUUUCUAAGGGUUUCUUCAGGCGAGGCUGUGUCCUACACGAAGCCAUCAAGUAAGGCUUUUCAAUUGAAUGAGGCCGAGUUUGAGGAUGAUCCCUAUAUGGCGGAGAAAGUAAAGUCCCUCAAGGCUGCCCAAAAAUUGGAAGAGCAAUUUCAAAACUCAUAUCAAAGUAUUGCAUGGAUGCGGAAAGCGAUUGAGGAGGAAGAUUUGAAGCGAGAGAUGCUUCAUCAACAACAGCAAACACAACGCACAACAUCAAAUGCAAGCGAUGUAAGCGAAGAAAACGAAAACGAAAUGGAGGAGUUAGAAAUAGUGGAAGAUGAUCACAUCACGGAUCAAUUAGAAUUUACAUUGGAUGAUAUUCCAUUUCCAGCGAAUACAGGAGUGCCAAUUCAUGAACGAUUAUUGAAUUUUGGCUCGAGCUUGUCACUCAAACUGGAAAUGAUGAAAAAAGCAAAAGAAGAAAAAGAAAGCGAGCCAGCAGCUCCUCAAAUUACGGAUAUCGCCAAGCAAAUCAAACGAAAGGGAUCUGUUGAAAAUCGUUUAAUUCAAUCGAGAGACGAGCUUAAUGCUAGAAUCGAAGAACUUCGAUUGAGAAAAGAAAAGCAAGAGCUUGAGGAAUUACGUGGCCCAAAGAUUAACAAGCGAUCGAAGAUGCUUAAAAGAGAGGAGCCAACCAUUGACAGACUGCUGGGAUAUAGAGAACAAACUCUUGCCAAAAGAGAAAUGAUAAAACAUCAAAUCGAAGAAAAGAAGCAACAGGAAAUAACAAACAAGCCCCAAAUUAACAAAAAGUCACAAAAAUUGAAGAGAACGCUGGAGACAAUGGUACAGUGGGAAAAGGAGAGAAAUUUAAAAACCGAACAGUUGCGGAAUGAAAUUAAAAAACAGCAAGAAGAACAACUUCAGAAUCCUAAAAUCAACCCCAUUAGCGAAAAACUCGUGUCACAAAUGGAGAGAGGACAAGAUAUUGGAGAGUAUCUCAUACAAAGAUAUGAACAAAAGAAGAUGGAAAAGGAAAUGAAAAAGAGAUUGGAAAAAGAAAAGGAGAGCAUAGAGGCAAAGCCUCAAAUUUCCGUUCACUCUGCAAAUUUGGAGAGAAAAGGAGUUGUUUUCGAAAGAUUAUAUCAAGACAGUUUGGAGAAAGAGAAUAAGAGAAGGGAGUUGAUAUCUCAAAUAGAAAAUCAAAUUAAUCAUGGCAUUGAUCCAAACACAGGUCUUCCCCUUCAUAAUCCUGUGAUUAAUCCGCGCUCUGCCUUAAUGGAGAGAGAAGAGCCUGUGGAAAAAAUACUUCUUAAAAAGAAAGAGGAAAGUGAUAGAAAGAAGAUGGCCUUAGCAGAACGAGAGAAAAAAGUGCUUGAAGCUCAUGGAAGCAAAGUUGGAGCUUACAGCCAACUUUUAGUUGAGCUUUUAGAGAGAAGAACACAAACAUCGACCAUGGACCGUUUAACACGACCUCCAAAAAAACCAGAACCAAGCAUUGCUCAAACUUAUUCUUUCAGACCACAUAUUAACCAAAGUUCUGUUGAAAUGGAUAAAUCAAAGAAUCAUGGUACACCAAGACAAGAGCUACUGCUUCGUAAAGGAUUUGAAUACGAAAUGCACAAAAAAGAAAUUGAACAAAAGAUUAAGGAAGAGGAAGAGGAAUCAUUUUCUCCUGUAGUCUCCGCGAAGAGUAAGAGUAUGAAAACGCCAAAGGGCUCAGUCAUUGAUCGAUCCUUAGAGUUUAUCAGAAAGAAAGAGCAAAAGAUGGAAUCCGAAAGAAAACUAAAAGAGUACAAGGAAGCUGAGGAAUGUACAUUUAAACCUAAUGUAAAGAGAUUGGAUGUGAGUCAUAUAACACCAUGUGAUUCUCAUUUCAAAACCAAAGAAGAGGAGACAAGCUACGCGGCUGCUCUAAAAAACAGGGAACAACUGAGGCAAAAAGCCACCACUCCAAGACAGGAAAGUAAAAAAUCUCGAGUGAAGGAGGAGAACAAGAACCCAAAUGAAACAAAGAAGGAUACUCCCAACAAUGCAGGUCCAGUGACAGGAAAAGCCAGUGCUCAGUCAAGUUGGGCUCAACCAAGGCCAAAAAGUCGUGGCUCUUCCUAUGCUGCCAAACUCGCCAAAGAACAAGCAGGCCCUAUGGAAGAGCAAUCAAAACAUGCUCCUCAACCUCAAAAACUCAAGUAUCAACAAGAGAAGCAACCAAAUAAUCAAAAGGUAGAUGCCACUCGUUCUUCUGUUCCUGCUCAAAAUCAUCGAUAUGAUGAGUUGGGAGAGCCAAGUAGUGAAUUUCUUGACGACAAUGAUAUUGUGUACGAAGAUGUGGAUCCAGAACUUGAAUUUGAGGAACUCAAACGGCUCGUUGAGAAUGAUAAGGGCAAGAUCAAGUCUCAAAUUUCCAAAGCACUCCAAGUUGAACCUCCCACAGUCACCAAUAUGAAGAGUCAUCGUUUAUCAGAUUCACCUUCGAUACGUGAUUUACUGGACUCUCAGUCUACGUUAACCGAAUUGUAUCGCCUUUCCAAUGAGAAGGAAUCUACUUUGAAAGAGGUGGAACGAAACAUUCCUUCAAGCUUGACACCUCAGGCCUAUCAGAUGAUUACGGACAUGAUUCGAAAAUCAAAAAAAUGA
Naegleria fowleri is the source of this 2622-nucleotide messenger RNA. RefSeq lists its product as uncharacterized. The record is from RefSeq and is a predicted model, not a curated record. The transcript is spliced from 3 exons. Lineage: Eukaryota; Heterolobosea; Eutetramitea; Acrasida; Naegleriidae. Bases 1 to 2622 code for a protein of 873 amino acids.